This is a messenger RNA of Corylus avellana, 3431 nucleotides long. RefSeq names its product Pentatricopeptide repeat (PPR) superfamily protein. The record is from RefSeq and is a predicted model, not a curated record. Gene Ontology annotation, molecular function: protein binding. NCBI's taxonomy places the organism in Eukaryota, Viridiplantae, Streptophyta, Magnoliopsida, Fagales, Betulaceae.
AUAAACGGCGUCGUUUAUUUUCUAUUCUUCUUCUUCUUCUUCUCUGAGAAAGCCUACACAAAUGCCAAAGCCCUAUAUCACAGUGGGAGACGCCAUGAACAACCUAACCUCACAGCCAAGCCAACCCCAACUCCUCCAAACCCUAAUCAAAAUCCUGACCUCGUCGAACACCCAACUCGAUUCCUUGACGCCCUACGUUCCCCAGCUGACCCAACCCAUACUCCACUCCCUCCUCUCCUCCAAAACCCUAGCCUCACGCCCCAACACUCUCCUCUCCUUCUUCAAGUUCCUCCAGUCCCACUCUCCUUCCCUCGCUGACUCCCCUCACACCAUCCUCUUCAUCCUCCCAUCCCUCUUCGCGCACAACAAGUUCUCCGACGCCAAGUCCCUCCUCGUCUCCUUCAUCGCCUCCGAUCGCCAACACCAGCUCCACCGCCUCAUCCUUCAUCCUACUCGCAUGCUCCCCAGGCCCUCCCGAGCGCUUCUCGACACUUCCAUUGGCGCCUACGUUCAGCGGAAGCAACCCCACCUCGCCGCGCAGAUUUUCAAGAAGAUGAAGGGGCUGCGACUUCCUCCGAAUUUGCUCACUUGCAACACUCUCCUCAAUGCCCUGGUAAGACACCCGUCUUCGUACUCCAUAUCGUUGUGUAAGGACAUCUUUCAGGAUGCAGUUAGGCUAGGUGUCAAAUUGAAUACCAAUAGUUUUAAUAUUUUGAUAUAUGGGUACUGUUUGGAGAAUAAGUUUAAGGAGGCUUUGGAGUUGGUGGGCAAGAUGGAUGAGUUUGGUUGUUCGCCGGAUAAUGUGAGUUAUAAUACGAUAUUGGACGCGUUUUGUAAGAAGGGGAGGUUGAAUGAGGCGAGGGAUUUGUUGAUGGAUAUGAAGAAAAGUGGGUUGUUACCGAAUCGGAACACAUAUAAUAUAUUGGUUUGUGGGUACUGUAAAUUGGGAUGGUUGAAGGAGGCGGCAAAGGUGAUGGAGUUGAUGACGCGGGAUAACAUGUUGCCGGAUGUUUGGACUUACAAUAUGUUGAUUUGGGGGUUCUGUAAUGAGGGUAGGGUUGAAGAAGCUUUGAGGCUGAGAGAUGAGAUGGAGAAUUUGAAGUUGUUGCCGGAUGUGGUCACUUAUAACACGUUGAUUGAUGGGUGUUCCGGGCGGCAGGGAAGUUUGGAUGCGUAUAAGUUGAUUGAGGAAAUGGGUAAGAGAGGAGUGAAGCCGAAUACAGUUACUCACAAUAUAAAGAUUAAGUGGUUUUGUAAGGAAGGUAAAAUGGAUGAAGCAAGUGAUGCUGUUCAGAAGAUGGAAGAAAGUGGGUUUUCUCCCGAUUGUGUUACCUACAAUACUUUGAUAAAUGGGUAUUGUAAAGCAGGGAACAUGGAGAGAGCAUUUGGAAUGAUGGAUGAGAUGGGUAGGAAAGGCUUGAAGAUGGAUAGUGUUACCCUUAAUACCAUUCUACACACACUUUGUGGGGAGAAGAAGCUUGUCGAAGCAUAUAAAUUGCUUACUAAUGCUAGUAAGCGUGGUUAUAUUCUUGAUGAGGUAAGCUAUGGAACUUUGAUGAUGGGAUACUUUAAGGAUGGAAAGCCAGAAAAGGCCUUCGAGGUUUGGGAUGCAAUGAAGAAGAAAGAGAUCCUUCCCAGUAUUGUCACCUAUAACAUUAUAAUCGGAGGGCUAUGCCAAUCUGAAAAAACUGAUCAAGCAAUAGAGAAGUUGAAUGAGCUUUUAGGGAAUGGGUUUGUCCCAGAUGAAAUUACAUACAACACAAUCAUACAUGGUUACUGCCGGGAGGGAGACAUUGAGAAAGCAUUUCAGUUCCACAACAAAAUGGUUGAGAAUUCAUUUAAGCCAGAUGUGUUUACAUGUAAUAUUCUUCUUCGUGGGCUUUGUAGAGAGGGUAUGCUAGAAAAGGCUCUUAAGCUUUUCAACACAUGGAUUUCAAAAGCGAAAGCCAUUGAUGCAGUUACUUACAACACAUUGAUAUCAUGCCUAUGCAAAGAAGGGAGACUUGGGGAUGCUUUUGAUCUUCUCAAUGAAAUGGAAGAGAGGAAAUUAGGGCCUGACCAGUAUACGUAUAAUUCCAUUCUUGGUGCACUUACUGAAGCUGGUAGGAUUGAGGAAGCAGAGGAGUUCAUGUCAAAAUGGGCUGAAAUUGGAAAACUACCUGAUCAGUCCUCACAAAUGGGCAAGGGGCAAGACGUUGUAACUCAUGAAACUCUGGAGGAAUCUGAUUCUUCUAUUGCUUAUUCCGAACAGAUCAGUGAGCUGUGUUCUGAAGGGAAAUACAAGGAUGCAAUGCGCAUUUAUGAAGAAUUGACUCAGAAAGGUGUCACUGUUCAUAAAUCAGCCUUUUUUCAUUUGAUGGAUGGGCUGAUCAAGAGGAGAAAGAGCACAUCAAAGGCUGCCCGACUGUAGUGAGCCCUUCAGCUGUUAUGGGCAAUAUCAAUGGUGGCGGUCUCAUCAACAUGUUUUCAAUUGCUUUGCACAUGAUUGGGGCGGAUUUCAGUGUAGGUCAUGCCUUGUCGAGAGGGAGAUCUCUUUGCUUGUUGGAGAGGGAAGUUUGGCAGCCCUCAAAGUGAAGGUGUCUGGAAGAUGAUUCUGUUAUGCUUGAUGUGGUGUAUUUGGAGAAAAAGAAAUGACUAGACUUUGAAGACAGAGAGAGGACGGUGGAAAUGAUUUCUAUAUUGUUUGACACAUGAUUGGAAGGCAAUGGAACCGCAAGAAGAGGUGUUGCUGGUAUACGAUGAUGAUGCCAAGUUCACUCAACAAAAGGAUAUGGCUCAAUGUGAAAAGGAGCUGAUUGGAUGAUUUGAUGUUCGUUCAAGAUUUCACUUGAAAUAGAGAGAAGCCAUUUCAUGGUCAGGAUUUAAUAUUAUUGCAUCUAACAGUGUAAAUUUAAAUGAUGUGCCAACAUAAUUAUCACUUGGCAUCAGAUACAACUGUUAGAUAUAAUAACAUUAAAUUCUGACUAUAAAAUAGCUCAUUUCCAUUUCAUUUGAAUUCGAAAUGGAGAGGAUUCUAUACCUGUUCAAGAUGAGACAUGUCAUGCAAUGUUGAUUGCUUGGUGAGAGGGCAAAUGAUGAUGACUGUCUAGCCAAGAAUGGGGCUAGUUCCAAAAAAUGGGAACCUUUGUUGCUAGAUAUUGACACAGGAGAAACUUCUGCACAAUGUUCAGGUUACUAUGCUUGGCACAAUGAAGAGGAGAUUUCAAAUUUUCAAUAACAAUAUAAGAAAAGAACCAUCUCUGCUGGAAGAAUUCAAAAGGUUAAAGUAUUUGGGCUGGGCUUGAAUUGACAUAGUAUGAGUAAUAAGAGAAACAUGUAAUUAAUAGUUGGGAUAAUUGCAAAAUCAAUCUUUGCAGUUGUAUCGAUUUGCAAUUAGCUUCUUAUCAUAUAAAAAGAAGUUGGGAAUUUCUCAUGGUAUGAAAAGGGGCAAA